GAACGCAGGUAAUUUGCGAGGCGACCCUUCACUGGCUCCGUCGCGUUUUAGCACCCCGUCCAAAGUCGGCACUGUCAGAUUUGUUCGUUGUAAAGCGCUACUCGUUGGCUGCGGUCGCAUUCGGAGUGUGGAUCGCAGGUGAUGCUGAAGCCACACCGACAGGACCUUUUCACACAGGGGCACUUCUCAUGCUCUCCCAGGACGAAAAACGGACGACAAUCUAGCGGGCCACGUGCACCCUAUGAACGUGCGAUCCCGAUUAGACCAUUCCGCAGUUUCCAUCAGCCAACUCCAUUGUAUCAACGAGAGCUGGGCCCCACAACAUGGCCGGGAUGCGACAUCCUUCGCCCAGUCUGGCGUUCGUAUUCGAGUCCAGACCCCAGCUAUUCGGAACCUGCAGGUACUGCAUGGCGACCGGAAACGGUCGAAUGGCCUUCCGAGCACGGGAACACUUCGUGUCGACCUGCCGUUCAACAACAUAACCAAGCCUUCGGAGACGCCGAGAUUUUCGUCAACUGGUGUUCGCCCAACGCUCUGUUCUGGUAUGAUAGUCGCUCAGGUCUUUCGGCUGCACGGUGCGUUCGCUGUCGCGAUUGCGGGCUGGUUCAAGCAAUCGCGAUCAGAGCAGCUUCAACACCGCGCUCACACGUGUCUCAUCAACGCAAUCUUAUCGGCCCAAGCCUCGGUUUGUCCACGCACCGUUGUUUCCACACUCGCUGCUCGAGGGGCGUGCUACCAAAUUGGCAAGAGCCCCUGUCUUUUUCCCUACCGUGCAGCAUCCGUGCUGGUGUUUCCAGGCAAGCGGGAACUCGAAUACACGGGGAUCUGCUCAUGACCUAUCCGCUCGGCGAUACUGACGUGCGGGCGAUGUAAGCUACCGCGACAGCCACCAAGGGUUCUUCAUUGCGGACCGCACCCUGCUGGAAGUGUGGGCUGUGCAACCUCAAUCGGUCGAAGUUCUCAAUCAGUCAGGGAAACAUGCCCCUUACGUGCAUUGCACAUACCCCUCAUCGACGAUCAAUGACAUUUGCUUGUCAGAAUCGCUGAGUGUUGGCAACUCUUAGGGCCCAAUGUCGAC
Molecule: messenger RNA, 1078 nt
Organism: Paraphaeosphaeria sporulosa
Lineage: Eukaryota; Fungi; Ascomycota; Dothideomycetes; Pleosporales; Didymosphaeriaceae
Exons: 1
Coding region: 142-873 (243 amino acids)
Source: RefSeq, a predicted model, not a curated record